CUGAGCAAGAGGGGCCUAGCACAUCAGCAGCAGCGGCAGAAAAGGCAAAAGUGCAGGCCAGGAAGAUACCUUCCCAGCCCCACCAAAACCAGAAGCCGACAACCGCUGGAGGAAGACCCUCUAGCUCGGCACCACCGGUCAUCGGACCCCGUCCGACUUAGGCGGAGGCUGCCAAGAAAGCCACCCUCAUUAGGGUGGCUAUACUCCCGGAGGGUUUCCCGGCGGCCAGCCUGACCGCAGAGGAACUAUCCGGGCUCCAGGAGUCGGUCAUGGACGAGAUGCUCACGUCAGCGUGGAGCGGUCCCGUCGUGUUCAGGGGAAUCCACUUCAGGGUGGGUUACCUGAUUAUCGACUGCCUGGAUGAAGGCUCAGCUGAUUGGCUCAAGAUUGCCGUCAUCUCCAGGAAGAACGACGGAGCUGGUGCACUCCUGGUCGUAGGGAUGGACCAGACCGGAAGGGAUGAGAUAGUGGAGCGUGACCACAAACUCAACUUCCGGUUUGGCCACGUCACCGUGAGCGGUCUGAAAAAGACCAAGAGAGCUCCGGAAGAGACGCCCAAUGACGGCACAUGCAAGGUUGUCGAGGAUACCCUCGAACCACUGAAUGUGGGGCCGAAGCUACAGAGUGGUGAGCAGGAUGAACAAUCCAUCACCAGCAUGGACAUUGGGGACGACCAAGGGGAUGGACACCCUAUGUCAUCCCAAGAGCUGGCCCAGGAGCUCCUCCUGGACGAAAGCUGCGAAGAAGCCGAGGUUACCGUGAUAGACGGUGGUGGAGAGACUUGCUCUCUCUCUUCACCAGACCUCACGGAGCAUAAAACCUCGGAGUGAUAG
Molecule: messenger RNA, 833 nt
Organism: Drosophila gunungcola (fruit fly)
Lineage: Eukaryota; Metazoa; Arthropoda; Insecta; Diptera; Drosophilidae
Exons: 2
Coding region: 270-830 (186 amino acids)
Source: RefSeq, a predicted model, not a curated record